AUGGCUGUGGCAGAUUUCCUGACUGGAUUUCUGUCGGGCUUCCUAGUAACAGCAUACGACGGGCUUCUGUUUAUGGGUAGGACGGCAAAAUCGCUUGAGAGAUAUCUUUUGGUGAACAUCGUUAUCGCUGUCACCAGUAUAAUGGUAGGCUGUUGUAAUGUUGUAGCCAUGGCGUGUGAUCGAUGGCUGGCUGUCACUGCAGCGUUGAACUACCGCAGAAUUGUUACAGCAAGACGAGUCAACUCGCUCAUAGGUCUGUUUUGGAUCUACGCCAUCGGUUUUGUGGGUCUCGGCUUUUCCGGAGCCAUUCCAAAGGAUGUUUACGAGUUGUUGUAUUGUCAUCUUCACGUAUCGCUGCCGCUAAUUGUUCUCCCGUUGUUGUACUGGAAAACAUUUCGCGCGCUAGAAGCACACUCGCGAAGGAUGACAAACGUGGGUCCUGGAAACCAAAGAAUGAACUCUAAAACAGUCUGCGCAGAAAUAAAGACUACGAAGGCAUUUGUCAUCGUUCUCUGCUUGUUUUAUGUGAGUUUUCUCCCUUAUGUUGUGGUAGUCAACUUGAGCAAUUUUUGUCCAGUUUGCGUCGUUUCGAAAGGUUUUCAAGUUUUUCUUCACAUUGCCUAUAGAUUUCUAAUCCUAAAUUGUUCCCUGGACCCGUUUGUCUACGCUUGGAGGAUUCCAAAAUACAGAAGAGCUGUUCGUACAGUCUUUAAUAGGUGCUGCAGAUUCAGGAGAAGGAAUGCCAUCGAUCCAGAUGUCACGAGCAUUAGCAUGUGUGGAAACCCUGGGCUAGAGACAACGCAUGCGGCGGAAACUCAAACUUAA
This is a messenger RNA of Orbicella faveolata, 825 nucleotides long. Its product is annotated as adrenocorticotropic hormone receptor-like. The record is from RefSeq and is a predicted model, not a curated record. NCBI's taxonomy places the organism in Eukaryota, Metazoa, Cnidaria, Anthozoa, Scleractinia, Merulinidae.